CCUGGAGCUCUAGCGUCAGGCUGUCGCCUGUCCAUCUUUGUUUGUCGCCAGAAAACGACGACAGGACACCAACACAAAUAUUAAUCAAUCCGAGAACUAUUCCAAGGCGCGAAUAACCUCCAGCGCACACGAUCCGUCGAUAAUAUCAUCCGAACGAGCAUCUUUCAGCCGCGUCCAUCCAUUUCUGUACGCGAUUUCUAUUCGCCAAUCGUCAAUCGUCAAUUCGACAGCGUGGCAGCCUCGCCAUGGCGACGUAGAAACAUCCCAACCAGUCAUCCAUGUCCACCUGCGCCGUGCUCCUCGCGCGACAACGAACGUCCUCCAUCGCCUCAACAGCGUCAUAGAUCUAUAUCAGUUGAGGACAACAUCUGUCUAUACUCAGUUGCGCUCCCGCCGCGUCGACUACCUGGUGCAAGACAAGCGACCCGCACUGCAAUUGCUUUGUGGUCUCCCCUCGCGCCGAAACUUCGAGGCGUCGUGUUGUCGCAGGAUCUUCAUUCUCCCUUCAUCACGACACCAUCGCCAUGGAUCUCCGCUCAGUUCUUAAUACGUCUGAUGGCGGCGAUCGCGCUCCGGCCAAACCUGCGCCGAAACCGCAACCGCCGCCGCCAAUACAUCAGCAGCAGCAGCAACCUCACCCCCAGCAGAUGCAGCGACCAUCGCAGAGUCCAGCCAAAGCACCCGCUCCUCCUCCGUACUAUCGCGAGUACGGCCGCCAUCCACCGCCGCAACCUUCACCAGGCAAACCAAUGCCCCAAGAAUAUCCUCCGCAUACUGGCCAUCCUCAUCACGCUCAGUCACGACCACCGUCGCAUCCUCACCCAUCUCCCCAUCAACCACCGCCCGGUGCGUAUCCACCACAAUCUCCGUACCAGGCACCCGGGCCAUAUCCAGGACGUCCUGCACCCCCUCCGCUACAGCCAACGGGCUCUUUUCACGAUCCGCGGUCCCCAAGCGUCCAAACUCCAGGUCAAUCCCCUUAUCGAACAUCAACGACUCCGUCGGCCGUAGCGGCUGCCGCAGGUUAUCCUUUCCCACCAACUCAAUCCCCUGGGGAGAUGGCCAGUCCAGUCCAACGGCACCAGUAUUCACCUACUCAAUACGCAACUCGCGAAAGCUUCUCUCAGGGCCCACAAGGCGUGCCACCAGGUCAUGCACCUGGUCAUUAUCCUCCGACUCAGCAACAACACCCACAAAGCUCUAUCCCACAGACCCAGCAAUAUCUGAAUCAGCGUCCUCCCUCAGCUAGUCAUUCUGCCCAUUCUACUCCUACUCCAACAUCCGCUCAACCACAUCAUCCUUACGGUUCUUUUGCACAAGGUAGUCCUGUCACAGCUUCGCGCCCACCGCCUGCCGAAUACAAUCGCCAGCCCUCGCAACCACCCACGCCUGUCGGUCCUACUUUGUCUGCCGGAUCUCGACAAGCAUCAGUUACAGGCGGUUUCACACAGCCUUCGAGUCCAUACCAACAAAGACUUUCCUACACUGGAGCGCCAAUACCGCAAGCACAGGCACAGGCACAAGCACAAGUACAGAGCUCACCUCCGCCUCCGCUUCAUGCGAAGCGCAUAUCUAGUAGCUACGGUUCGCCCGCUCCCGACGUACACCGACGAUCCCAAUCGCAUAGUGAACGAGCUCCUAGCCCAUCCGUCAGUCCCAAAUCUCGAGUCCCGUCGAUUCAAAGCAACCACGAUCCACUUGCUGCAUCGGCGGCAGCAGACGCCAAAGCCAAACUAGCUCAAUCGGCUCCUAUACCCCAACCAACCCAGCCAAUGGCCAUCGACACAGAACGCGCGGCAACUCCUGCCAAGCGCAAGCUUGAGGAUCGCGACAGUCCCAGACAAGAACCUGAGGAGAAACGAAUGAAGCCCAGCGAGGUCAACGGCGGCGUUGCUGUGAAGCGCGAAUCUGAGUCGGCUUCUUCCAGUGUACCAGCUGCUGCGGCCGUCAAAAAGCGAAGACGCUACUCACAGCCGCCUAUCUGGGCACAAGACGCUCGAAAAAUGAAUAGCAUGCCUACAAAUGCGAACUUCGUGCUACAAAAGAGAGUCCAUUCACAUCUCAAUGGAAAGAAGGAGAACCCCCGUCCUAGUCGCCAUGCCUCGCCAGAGACGAACCGGGGCAACCCACCUCCUCACGUUCCCGUCGCUGAACCAGGCCCCCAAGAGAUUCUUGGAGCUUGGGAACCGAGUCUUACUGGCCUCAAACCUUUUGAGGAUGUAUCAAGACAAGUGGCUGAUUUCCUCUUCCUCAAUGUUAUUAACACCCCAGAUAUGAGGGAAAUCAGUAGUCGCGGUAUCCAGUUUGAAAUUGAAGCGAAAUUGGGCACUCUCAUCGACAGAGAUACUAACCAACGAGUUGAUCGAGGUAUUGCGUCAGAAUGCAUCUUGAUGGAUAACAGCCGUGUAGCUUUUAAGAGCAGCAUGACGGAAGGCUCACAUAAGAAGAUGAACGACUACCUAAACGAACUCGUCAAAAUCACACAUCCCAUGAAUCCAGCAGGCAGCCAACGUGUACCCAUCGUUGCUCUGCACCGGAGAGAGAGAGACCGGUUUUUCGAGAUUCCACCAGAUCUACAAGCAAGGAUACCUGGAUGCGUGCGAAGCCGACUGGGAUCGCGAAGAGCAGUCCGUGUGAGAGUCACUUACAACCAAAAGGACAACAAGGUCAUUGCCAAGAUCAUCAAGGCACGCGUGUCUGACCUUGAUAUUCACUUCCCUGCAUUACCAAUGGAUUGUCGAAUCAGUAUCAACCUCGAAAUGAACUGGGACGGCUCGGUGGAAGAACUGGAGCAACUUCCAAAUCGUGAUCGUGGGGAAAACCCUGAGCGAAAUAAGGACAGACUUAGCUACACACACGGGCCCUACCAGGUUGACCUCACGCAGGUCAUACAAGAUCGCCACGGAGUAAAAGAGAAGGAGCAUGAACUUGAGAUUGAACUCGACUCGAAGCUACUGAUCGACCAAGGGAGCAAGGCAGCGAGCUCGAGACCACACCGCUAUCAAGAGCUUGUGGAAGGAUUUGUGGACAACAUACGACUUCUUACACGUAACGUGGCACACUGAACGGCAAUAGACCAUUUUAAUUACCGGCGAUAAUGUUGGCUAAAAGGACGGGGUUGGCGGCGCUGUGUUUACAAGAGGUGGCUCUGAAGGAAUACCAACAAUAAAUCGACUUAUCUUUUGUGAUCCCAACCCAUGUUUUGAUGUUGAAAGCUGUCUUUCUGGUUGCGCAAUGUUACGCUUGAUGUACAAAUAGUUAGUGGGUGGAUGCAUCAAAUAAUCGUAGCUUCAUUUACAAGUCGAGAUUUGGUCCAAGCAUGCGAAAUCAUAGUAAGUGAAGACAUGAGCACAUUACUAACAGCUAGACCGACAUGAGUCCAACAGUUAUCAUUUCUCUACGGAAGAAGGCACAGUCAAAAUCAUCUCGGGUUUCGUAGGCUCGGGCUACCCUACAUCACCAGGAUGUUAUAUCUGCGAAGCGAACAAUUCUUAUCAAAACAUUGGGAAUCUGCUGCACAGGUACUGCAUUUCCAAAAAUUGUAUAAAAAUUACAUACUCCAGUUUAGCA
Molecule: messenger RNA, 3570 nt
Organism: Fusarium odoratissimum NRRL 54006
Lineage: Eukaryota; Fungi; Ascomycota; Sordariomycetes; Hypocreales; Nectriaceae
Exons: 3
Coding region: 525-3065 (846 amino acids)
Biological process (GO): polynucleotide 5' dephosphorylation; 7-methylguanosine mRNA capping
Cellular component (GO): mRNA capping enzyme complex
Molecular function (GO): polynucleotide 5'-phosphatase activity
Source: RefSeq, a predicted model, not a curated record